Molecule: messenger RNA, 2653 nt
Organism: Petromyzon marinus (sea lamprey)
Lineage: Eukaryota; Metazoa; Chordata; Hyperoartia; Petromyzontiformes; Petromyzontidae
Source: RefSeq, a predicted model, not a curated record
CAUCAGGAGUUCCGCAAUAUAAGCACCGCCUGCGCGCAUUGCCACAUUUGGCGUCCGUCACGCGCUGUCGCCGUCGCUUGCCUCCUCCUCCUCCGCCGCCUGCGGCUGCUGCUGCUGCUGCGGCUGCUGUGUCCCCGCUGCCGGGUCGCCUGCCGGCUACCAUGUGGGGCUCGCCGCUGCUGCUGCUGAGCCUCUCGGCCAUCCUUCACUUGGCCUCGGGGUCACAGUCGCCUCACACGGCUGACGACGAUGUCCGCUCAGACGUGAGGAUGGAGCUGCGUCUGGGAGUGAACCGCGUGGAGCGACUCUCCACCAACGAGACGCUGGUGCUGUCUGUGGAGGCGCUGCCCAACUCGGCGAGCUUCGUCACCUUCCAGGCACACGAGCGGGGCGACGGCGCCGUUACCGUCGCCUUCUCCAGGGCCCUCGGGAGAGGAAACUCGUACACUGGCACGGACGCAGGGCUGCUGUUUCCACUUCAUCCCAGGGACAGCCGACUGCUGUGGUACAUGUACACGGGGACCCAAGCCAACGCUACAGCCAGCCUUCUGGCACUGGCCUAUUCAGACAGUGACCCUGUGCCGGGAGGCUGUAACCUGGAGUACGACAUGGAGGUGGACCCCAACCUCCGUCUGAGCUACAACCUCUACGAGACGGUGCUGGAAUUUGCUCCGGCCAACCUAGGGUACCCACGGGGUUCUGUGCCACCAGCCUGCGACCAGGACAAGGGCCCCGAGUCUCGCUGGCGCCUGGAGUACGACGUCUACCAGACCUUCCUCGAAGAGGGCGACCUGGGGGUGGACUCCCUUCUGAGCGCCCUGCGUCGCUUGUCCAGUGCCAGCGGCUGCGAGGCGUUCGGCUCCAAGAUGCGGACGCUGAGCUCGUCGGAGAAGCCGCGCCUGGUGCAGACGUCGUACCCGGGCCAGGGCGUGGUGUACUGUGUGGUGGUGCGCGACCCCCGGCGCAACACCAGCGCCGCCUACGUGCCGGCCGCCACCUACGCCUGCAGCUUCUCGGCGCACAGCGACGGCUGCUACCACCUCGGCAAGACUUAUUACAAGGUCCUCAUGGUACUGGCCGGCCUCGUGGGACUCUUCAUGAGCUUUUUCGGACAUCGGUUCUUCAAAACGCAGGUGUUCCUGGACGGUUUCUCGCUGGGCUGCCUUGCGGUGUACGUGGUGGUGACGCGCGUCACCGUGCACACGGCCAUCCACACGAGCGUCCACACCACGGCAGACCUCGGCGACGCCGCGCGUGUGGCCAUCUCGUGCUCUGCGGGAGUGGUGGCCGGGCUGCUGCUGCUGGCGCUGUGGUGGCGUCUGGGCUUGUGCACGGUGUGCGUGCUCGCCAGCGGCACUCUCCUCGGAUUCGUACUCGCCUCCGCCGCCUUCUUCUCCCCACUCGGCGAUCUCCGACUCUUCCAAAGUGACGUCAACUUCUGGAUGUGCUUCACCUGUGGCACGCUCUUUGUCCCCAUCAUGCUGCUGCUGUGUCCCUUCGUGCUGAGCGUGGUGGCGUGCGCCGUGCUGGGCGGCUACGCCGUGGUGCUGGCCUGCGCCGUGUUCGUGCGCUCCUCGCUGCCCUACCUGCUGCUCAACACGGUGCGGCGCGCGGCCCUCAAAGACUACACGCGGGUCUACAACGCGGCGCCCUUCCAGACCAACGACUACGUGCUGGCGAGCGUGUGGGCCUCCCUGGCCCUGGCCGGCACGCUGUUCCAGGCGCGCCGCGGCUGGGGCCUGCCGACCUUCCCGCCGUGCCCGUACGAGGAGUGGCUCUACAACGCGGAGCGGCGCUCCACCAACGUGCUGGACCCCAGCCACCACCGGCCCAGCGCCCGCGGCCGGGCCUGCCGGGCGCUGGCGUCCGCCUGCGCCGCGAUGCGCCGGCCCGGCAAGCGGCGGGAUGACGACGGUGAAGGUGGCGGUGGUGGUGGUGGUUGUGGUGGUGGUGGUGGUGGUGGGGAUGACUACGACGGGCGGCUGGGCAGGGAGCGUGGCGGUGUGGGUGAGCGUACCCCUCUACUCGUCAACAAAUAAUAAUGACGAUCGGGGGGGGAGGUCGUGGUGCCCCCCACACCCCCCCCACCAUCUCUGCUGGUGGGAUGAGAUUGUGAUUCGUCAGUGGUGUGUGUAAGUGGCGUCUGAGUUGUGCGUUGUGUUUGCGCGAGGGCGAGGUGUUGGUGGGCGUCGUAGGGAGGAGCAACGUGGUGGUGGUGGUGCGUCGUGCCAGUCGCCUCUGACGAGUCGAGAGGUCGGUGCCGCUGUGCCACCAACCCGGAGACCCCGAGUUCCAUUCCCGCUCCCGGCCAACGCCGGCGACUGUUACCCGGUCCGGUCCUGUGCCUCCCCUGGGUCGGCUCGGCCUCGAAUGAGUCCCGUGGCGCGACGUGUAAGCGUCGCCACCGGGGGUGACGGAGGCGGCCGGGCGUGUUCCACGGCGCCGGCCUCCGUAGGCGCCCUAGCUCGCCACGACAGGCACUUGCCCCCCGCUCUUGUUAAGGCUACACGGGGGAUCUUUGUCUCUGACGUGUGCACGGCGCCAGCAGUCGCUGCUGCCUCCGUGUUCACAAUCGCUGGACUUUCCCCUACGUGGGGGGUUAAGUUUAAACAUAAGGGGGGCUCUGUGUGUGUGUGGGGGCUAAGUUUAAACA